AUAUAACCUGACUUGCCUACGAAUGCCGUCGCUGUCAUUUCUUUUCCAGUGGUUCGCGUCGUGCGCAAGGUAUCCAUGGGUAACAAACAGCAAUGCCGAAUUAUUACCGCCAGUGCUGCUCUGUUCCUGGCGAUCGGUGGCAUUCUUCUGCUCGUCAUCCCCACCGAAGAUAUAAAAGAAGAUGCAAAGUUCAUGUAUGGAAUAGUCCUGGAUGCUGGAUCCUCCCAUACUGCCAUGUACAUCUACAAAUGGCCCGCAGACAAGCAGAACGGUACUGGCAUUGUCAGUCAUCACAGCGAGUGUGAUGCAAAGGGAGGAGGAAUCUCCAGUUAUGCGGGCAACAGAGGAGGAGCGGCCCGUAGUCUUGAGGAAUGUAUGGAAAAAGCAAUGAAGGAUAUCCCAAAGUCAAGACACAAACUCACCCCUUUGUAUCUUGGGGCCACCGCAGGCAUGAGACUGCUGAAUAUUUCCGAACACAAAGAGUCCAAUGAGGUUUUGAAAGAAGUGGAAGACAAACUGAAGACCUACCCCUUCAGUUUCAAAGGGGCCACUAUCUUAAGUGGACAAGAGGAGGGGGCAUAUGGGUGGGUCACAGUCAACUACCUGCUGGAGAAUUAUAUCAAGUAUGGUUUUGUGGGUCAGUGGCUGUCCCCAGGCAGAGGCACGGUUGGUGCACUAGACUUUGGUGGAGCUUCCACACAGAUCACCUUUGUGACUAAACAAACGGUGGAGAACAAGGACAACCUGAUGAAACUUCGGCUGUAUGGACAAGACUAUCAGAUUUACACUCAGAGCUUUCUGUGUUAUGGGAGAGACCAGGUCUUACUCAGACUACUGGGACAUCUGAUUAUGACUCAAGGAUCAGACAGCUCUGUAGUUCACCCCUGCUAUCCUGCAGGUUACAAUGUCUCCAUUAAACUAGGCAGUGUGUUUGAAACUCCAUGCAUCAAAAGACAAACACCCUAUAACUAUGAUGACCUCCUGCAAAUAAAAGGCACUGGAAACUACAAUCAAUGUCUGGGAAACGUUUCUCGUCUCUUCUCUUUUAAUGACUGUUCUUAUUCCAAAUGCUCUUUUGAUGGAGUCUUCCAACCCAACAUUACCGGACAUUUCAUGGCAUUUUCUGCAUUUUUCUACACUCAUUCCUUCCUUCAGAAAGCUACAGGCAUCACCAUCACUUUCCCAGCACACUUAGAAGAUGCUGCCCAUACUCUCUGCAAUAUGAGCUUUCAGGAGAUGCGAAAUAAGGGUCUGGAUCAGGAGAACCGUUUGAAGGACUACUGUGCCGUCUCAGUCUUCAUGCAGGUGCUCCUGGGGAAUGGAUAUGGCUUUGAUGAUUUCUCCUUUCCACAUAUCUCCUUUCAGAAGAAGGCGGGAGACACAUCUGUGGGCUGGUCCCUUGGCUACAUGCUAACUUUAAGCAACCUGCUGCCUGCUGAAGAGGUGUUCCUUAGAAAGGCACUUCGCGCAGAGGCCUGGAGUGCUCUGAUCUUUGUCUUUUGCUUCCUUCUUGUUACGGCAGUAUUUUGUCUGCUGCGAGCCAACUGCAAGAAAGAAAAUGAUUAAUAACAAACAAAAGGUACUGUCUAAGUUAUAUUGUGUCCCUUGUACAUCAUUAUGCACUGAAAAGCUUUUCUGUCCUUUGGAUAGUUGGCCAACCUCUUAUGUUUACAAUAAACAGAAAAUAAUAAGGAUCCACAAUAACUUUUGUAUUACAUUUCAUCAACAUUUCUAUAUAAAUUUGAAUUUGAGAAGAGACUGUAUACCAAUAAUGCUCAGAACAGAAAACAUCUUGCCUUGAUUUUAUUUACUAAUUUCGUCAGCUUCAUGACAUGGGCACUCUGAUUCAAGAUACUUUUUUUUUUAAUGUACUUUCUGUACUGUAGGCAAGAUGGCUUGUGUGUGUGUGUGUGUGCUGUGUGUUAACAAUAUGUCUUAGAAAUUGGAAGCAAUGUUUUUUAAAUCAUGUUUUGCUGGAUUUAUUUGUGUGAUAUGUGUUGUAAUAGAAAGUACAAGGCACUGAAAACGUUUAUAAUGUAAAAUCUUGAAGAUGCACUGUAUGCGAUACACAAAUGUAUUGUCAUUUGGUAAUUUUAUUGCUUGCUUGUGUUUCUCCUGAGGAAUGUCAUUAAAAAAAG
Messenger RNA from Xyrauchen texanus (razorback sucker), 2138 nucleotides. RefSeq names its product ectonucleoside triphosphate diphosphohydrolase 2-like. Gene Ontology annotation, cellular component: plasma membrane. The transcript has 9 exons. Gene Ontology annotation, biological process: nucleoside diphosphate catabolic process. The coding region runs from base 76 to 1566 and encodes 496 amino acids. Lineage: Eukaryota; Metazoa; Chordata; Actinopteri; Cypriniformes; Catostomidae. Gene Ontology annotation, molecular function: GDP phosphatase activity; UDP phosphatase activity. The record is from RefSeq and is a predicted model, not a curated record.